Molecule: messenger RNA, 489 nt
Organism: Lodderomyces orthopsilosis Co 90-125
Lineage: Eukaryota; Fungi; Ascomycota; Pichiomycetes; Serinales; Debaryomycetaceae
Gene: PAM18
Product: Pam18p
Exons: 1
Coding region: 1-489 (162 amino acids)
Biological process (GO): protein import into mitochondrial matrix
Cellular component (GO): PAM complex, Tim23 associated import motor
Molecular function (GO): ATPase activator activity
Source: RefSeq, a predicted model, not a curated record
AUGGCACCUUUACAAGCACCUAUACUUCCUAUACCAGGUGAGACUGAUCAACAACAAGCACAACAACAAUACCAACAACAACAACAACCAUACUACACAGGUCAACUUCAAAAGAAACAAGCUGCAGAGGGGUCAGUUGAAUGGUACUUUGACCGAGGUGUCAACUGGAUGGGUGAUCAUCCUUGGAUAACAGGAUUUGGUGCAUUAACAGCUGCUUAUUUUGCCGCUGGAUUAGUUAAAUCCAAUAAACCCGGUAUUAAUGGUAAAGCAUUUCAUCGAGGUGGAUUCGGUUCUAAAAUGACCCCCAAAGAAGCAUUAUUAAUUUUGAAUUUAAAAGAAACAAAUUUGAGCAAAUUGAAAUUAAAAGAACAACACAGAAGAUUAAUGAUGGCCAAUCAUCCCGAUAAAGGCGGAUCAUCUUAUUUGGCGACUAAAGUAAAUGAAGCUAAAGAAUGUUUGGAGAAAAGAGGUGGAAUGAAAGCAAAGUAA